Molecule: messenger RNA, 1526 nt
Organism: Boleophthalmus pectinirostris (great blue-spotted mudskipper)
Lineage: Eukaryota; Metazoa; Chordata; Actinopteri; Gobiiformes; Gobiidae
Exons: 8
Coding region: 240-1235 (331 amino acids)
Source: RefSeq, a predicted model, not a curated record
AAGGGGGCGGGACAAGUGUCUGUCACUCAAAUAAACUACCAAUCAGGAGCAUAUUGUUUUAGCCGGUUUGGACUUUCAGUUUCAUUUAUUGAAAACGCAAAGCUGCACGCUCAGGAAACACGGUAUAAAUUCGUCUUUCAAUACAUUUUUUUUUUCUUUCAAAGGUGAGAUCAUAUUCUAUCUUGUUUUUCACGCAGCAACGAAGAGUGUAGCUAUUUUAUUUCAUUUACAGUAAAACCAUGACAUUACUGGAAGACAUCAGAGCGAUCAGCAGGGAAGCAGCCUGGCAGUUGGAGAAAGCGGAUUGUCGCUCUGACCAAGACAUUCGGUCACUCACACAAAACGACCUGCAAGAACUCCUCCCUGGGAUUUCAAAUUUCAGAAUAAGGAAGAAAAUCUAUGAAACUAUACACAAAAAGCGUCCAGUCCAGGCUGUUCUAAAUGAACUCAAGGGUUUUAUUCCAGAUGAUUUCCAGAUAGAUGCUUUCACCAGCAGCGGGGCGCUUCAUGACUAUCUACAGAUGCUUAAAGCGUUAAAAAGUGAAGUAACUCAUGUUCAGGAGUUUCUUGAUGCCCAUAUUGAUCUAUUGGAAAAAUUCAGUCAAAGAGGGCACAGUCAAAGAGAGGACACUGAACCCAAUAAAGACCAAACUUUACUGGCUUCAGUAAAGCACGUUCCUGCUGCGCCUUCCAGUGUUAACACCAAUCACUUUGAGCAUAACUUGCAUUUACAAAAAGAACAAGCUCCAUCCAUGCCUAAUCAGUGUCAAUGUAAUUUCAUGCCACAAGCUACAAAACCAAAACUACAAGCCACUCUCAGAUACAGAGUGAGUGUCAGUGGUAACACCCUGAACAGACACUUGGACGUAUUGGAAAAGAUAAAAGGUACUUACCCACAAAGUCUGCAUCUCCAAGAAGCCAUACGCAAUGAGGACAGCCAGAUCACCAUAGUCUUCUGCCCAGUUGUCUCUCGGGUGGGGACAGAUGUAGAGACAGCCCUGCAGCCCAUUCAAGAUAACAAACCAGUCAUUCUUGUGAUGAUGCACCACAGCCAUACUGGACACAACCAUACUUCAGCAGUACAUGUGCUUCAUGACAAUGUAGUGCUGAUAGUCAGUGUUUUCUUUCAUGAGACUGUACCUGGUUUACUGCCAUGCCCACAAAAUGUUGAGGCCAUAGACAAAAUUAAAGUUAAACUGCGGUCAUUCAUUACAAAGACUGCAAAUACUUUUUAGUGUCUCCAUCAUAAAAUAUUCCAUGCAGAUAUGAAUGGCCUUGCGAUGUUGGUUUCAGCUUGUAAUUAUCUUUUUUCUUAACGUGCAUGCAUACUUUGGAUACAGUCAUGUUAGAAGAGCAUUUCUCUACAUUUAUGACUUACUGAAAAUCAAUGUGCUUUCUAUGAACAAUCAUCAGCUUUAUAAUCAAAAGCAUUUGACUGCAGCCUGCUAUUCUGUCCUUUUGUAUCAGAUCAUCUACUGUUAUCUUGCUGCGUUGUAAAUAAAGGAAAAAUAAUAACAAAUCUCCAA